AUGGGCGGGCGGGCGUCGAGUCCCCUGGACAAGCAGCAGCAGCAGCAUCUGAGGGAUCAGGUGGACGUUCUGCUGAGAAACUUCCUGCCUUGCUAUCGCAGGCAGCUGGCAGCCUCCGUCCUGCAGCAGAUCUCCCGAGAACUGGGCCCUCUGGAGCCCGCUGGGUGCCAGCUGUUGCGCAGUAAGAAGCUGCCCCGUGUUAGAGAGCACCGAGGCCCCUUGACGCAGCUACGGGGCCGCCCGCCCCGGUGGCAGCGGAGCUUCUGCGUCCUGCGUGGGGACGGCCGCCUGGAGUGGUUCAGCGGGCACGAGGAAUAUGAAAAUGGGGGGCAGCCCCUUGGCUCCACGGCCCUGACGGGGUACACAAUUCUGACCUCACCGCUCGAGUACCUCCGCCUGUUGGACAUUCUCUGUGUGUUUUCAGGAGGCCAUGCCCAGGAAGAACCCGACCCCCUCGUGGACAUCCCUGAGAAGUUCCCCCUCUUCCUGCAGCACCCCUUUCGCAGGCAUCUCUGUUUCUCCACAGCUACAAGGGAGGCACAGCGCGCCUGGAAGCUGGCCCUCCAGGGUGGCAUCCGGCUGCGGGGCACCGUCCUGCAGCGCAGCUCGGCUCCCGCGGCCCGGGCCUUCCUGGACGCCGUGCAGCAGUACCGGAAACGCCACGGCCACUUUGGCGACGAUGACUCGACCCUGGGCUCGGAUGCUGAGGUGCUGACCGCGGUGCUGAUGCGGGAGCUGCGGCCCACGCUGCGCGCCCAGAGCCUGCCGCGCCUGCGAGGGGGGGCCCGCGCGCGGGCCUGGGCCUGGACCGAGUUCCUGGACGCUGUCCACGCCGCUGUCCUGGCCGGGGUCUCUGCAGAGCUCCGUGCCUUUCAGCCCGAAAAGGACGAGCUGCUGACCACCCUGGAAAGGCUGCUGAGCACUGUGGGGGCCACGCUGGGGGCUGUAGGGACCCUGCAUGCUCAGGGCAUCGACCGCCUGUUUCGCCACCUUCGUGGAAGCCCCUCGGGUGCGCGGCUGCGCAGGGAGGUCUACUGCUUCGGGGAGAUGCCCUGGGACCCAGAGCUCAUGCAGACGUGCUACCGAGUGGCCGAGAGGAACAGGGAGCGCCUGCGUCAGCUGACCGAGCCCUUUGGUUUCCUCGGGACCCAGAGCCUGGUGUUUAGGGUCCAGGAUCUUGCUCAGCAGCUCAUGGCCGAUGCUGCGGCCACCUUCCUGCAGCUGGCCGACCAGUGUCUGACAGCCGCUCUGGACUGCCAGCAGGCUGUGCAGCAGCUGGAAAAAGUCCGAGGGCGUGUGCUGAAGAAGUCCCAGUCGGACAGCAGCUCCACGCAGAGGCAGUUUGUCCACGAGUGGCUGGUGCGCAUCUUCCUGCCCUUCCUGCUGGUCCAGCUGGAGCCACACAGCAAGCCGUCCUUGUCAUCGGUUCCCCCUUUCCACCCCACCCUCCCAUGUACAUUUUUUGGUGCCUGGGCUUCCUCAGGCCUGUCCAGGGCUUCGUUCUCUCUCAUUUCAGAAUUGAAAGAGGCCCUGGGUGCAAACGAGGUGUCCGGCGUCCCAGAUGGUUUCUUGGCUGCCCCAUGGGUCCAGGAGGAAGCAGGUGAGGGUUUAGCGUCUAAGGGCUGUGCUCAUGAAUCUCAGAGGUGCGGGCACUAG
Messenger RNA from Echinops telfairi (small Madagascar hedgehog), 1656 nucleotides. RefSeq names its product niban apoptosis regulator 3 (gene NIBAN3). The transcript has 13 exons. The record is from RefSeq and is a predicted model, not a curated record. NCBI's taxonomy places the organism in Eukaryota, Metazoa, Chordata, Mammalia, Afrosoricida, Tenrecidae. The coding region runs from base 1 to 1656 and encodes 551 amino acids.